AUGACCCAUGGGCAGUGGGCUGAGGUGUAUGGUGGCUCCCCCCUGGCGCCUCACUCCUGCAGCAAUCCGGAGGAAAACCCAGAAUCCCAGCAACAGGAGCACUGUUGUGUAAACACAGAUUGUGCUAUCAUGCAGCGUUCCCCCAGUGAAUCCACCUGUUUCAUCUGCACGGACUGUUUUACAGACCCUGUCACCAUAAGCUGUGGGCACAGAUUUUGUAGUCCCUGUCUCUGCCUCUUAUGGGAAGAUGCCCAACCAUCUGCUUGCUGCCCUACGUGUAGGACAGUAUCACAGAAAAUGGACUUCAAAAGCACUAUUUUUCCUAAUAAACCAAAACCAGUUGUCUACCAGUUACAAACCUCUGCGAUGCAGGUCUGUAGGAGUCACCAGCAACUCAAGAAUUUCAUCUGUGAAACUGACAAGAGCCUACUGUGUUUGCUGUGCUCUCAAUCCCCAGGGCAUGCCACUCACAGACACUGUCCAGUAAAGGAGGCUGCUGAGUAUUACAGGGAGUUUCUCCUGAUGCAAAUGAAGUCUAUUUGGAAAAAUAAACAGAAAAAUAAGAGAAAUCUAAACAGAGAGACCAACAUAAUCAGAGCAUGGGAGGGUUUUGUAAAUCUGCGGAUGGUCAUGAUCAGGGCUGAAUAUCCUAAGGUGUAUCAAUACCUCCAUGAAGAAAAGCAAAAACAUUUAGAGACCCUGGCAAAGGAAGGCAAGAUAAUUUUUCAGCACCUCAAGAGAAGUGAAGCAAGAAUGGCUGAGAGGGGGAUACUCCUGAAAGAAAUGUAUGAGGAGCUGAAGAAAAUGUGCCAUAAAGCUGAUGUGGCCCUGCUCCAGGAUUUGGGAGACAUAAUAAAAAGGAGUGAGUUAGUGCAGCUGUACAUGCCUCAGCCUGUGAACCCACAGCUCAGUGCAUGGUCCAUCACAGGGAUGUCAGAAAGGCUUAACUUCUUCAGAGUAUAUAUUACCUUGGAUCACAAGAUAGGCAGUUAUCACGUGCCUCUCUUUGAAGACCUGAGACGUUUGCAAGGCAGCCCUGACUAUCCAAACAUGCCUCAUAACCCGGCAAGUUCAGAGUAUGCUCCUUCAUGGGGAGCUCAGACCUUCACCUCUGGCAAACAUUACUGGGAGGUAGAUGUGGGAAACUCUUGUAAUUGGGUUGUAGGACUUUGCAGAGAAUCCUGGACAAGGAGGAAUGACAUGCGACUAGACUCUGAGGGCAUCUUUCUACUUCUUUGUGUCAAGGUGGAUGACCAUUUCAAUCUCUUCUCUACUUCCCCAUUAUUACCUCACUAUAUUCAAAGGCCUCAGGGCUUCUUAGGGGUGUUUCUGGAUUAUGAAUGUGGUACAGUAAGCUUUAUUAAUGUUGCCAAAAGUUCCCUCAUUUGUAGUUUUCUCUCAUGUUUCUUCUGUUUCCCUCUCAGACCUUUCAUUUGUUAUGGACCCAAAUGA
Molecule: messenger RNA, 1452 nt
Organism: Cynocephalus volans (Philippine flying lemur)
Lineage: Eukaryota; Metazoa; Chordata; Mammalia; Dermoptera; Cynocephalidae
Product: tripartite motif-containing protein 77-like
Exons: 7
Coding region: 1-1452 (483 amino acids)
Biological process (GO): regulation of gene expression; innate immune response; protein ubiquitination
Cellular component (GO): cytoplasm
Molecular function (GO): ubiquitin protein ligase activity; zinc ion binding; protein binding
Source: RefSeq, a predicted model, not a curated record